Endocarpon pusillum Z07020 is the source of this 555-nucleotide messenger RNA. RefSeq lists its product as uncharacterized. The transcript has 3 exons. Lineage: Eukaryota; Fungi; Ascomycota; Eurotiomycetes; Verrucariales; Verrucariaceae. The record is from RefSeq and is a predicted model, not a curated record. The coding region runs from base 1 to 555 and encodes 184 amino acids.
AUGCCAGACUUAUCACUUUUAAAAUCUCCCGCUCCAUACCACUUGAUAAGCUAUGGUACACUUCUGGGAUCGCAAGUGUUUCAGUCUUUCAUAGGUGGCAUUGUAGCAUAUCGUGCUCUACCCCGGCCCCAAUUCUCCUCGCUACAGCAGGCCAUCUUUCCGGUCUACUUCUCCAUGCAAGCCGCUCUCCCUGUUAUCCUCGCAUUGACAUACCCCGGCGAACGAACCGCCAUCGGUUCCCGGCCGUCAAGCUUAUCCGGCGUUCUUGAACAGCAAAAUCGGCUGCAUGUAUUGACGCCGUUGUUGACGAUGCUCGUAACGAGUCUGGCCAACCUUAUGGCUGUUGGGCCGGCGACUACUCGGAUCAUGAAGGAGAGGAAGCACCAAGAAACACGCGAUGGUAAGAGAAGCUACGAUGCUGGCCCACACAGCAAGGAGAUGCAAAUAUUGAAUCAACGAUUUGGGAGAAUGCAUGGAGUCUCAAGUCUUCUAAAUAUGGCGGGAGGCCUAGCAACGGUCUGGUAUGGAAUGGUGCUGGCUGAGAGGCUGCAGUAA